This is a messenger RNA of Aspergillus heteromorphus CBS 117.55, 1038 nucleotides long. RefSeq lists its product as uncharacterized. Bases 1 to 1038 code for a protein of 345 amino acids. The transcript is spliced from 2 exons. The record is from RefSeq and is a predicted model, not a curated record. NCBI's taxonomy places the organism in Eukaryota, Fungi, Ascomycota, Eurotiomycetes, Eurotiales, Aspergillaceae.
AUGUCCAACAACCAGAAGCGGGGCAGUGACGACAAGCCCGCAAACACACACCGCCACCGCAACGAGACCGACUCCUCCUCCACAGACCCCAAUCCCAAUGAAGGCCCAAACAGCUCUACUCUGGCCAGUCGGAUUCAGAAUUCGGCCUCAGGUCUCGCAAGAAAUGCCUUUGCCGCUCCGGGCUUGUCAGCCGAUACCGCUGAGCUGCUGGCGGGCAGCGGUAAGGCCGGGCCCUCAUCGUCACCCUCGGCACUAGCAGCAGCACAACAACACUACCAGGAAACCUCAAUUUCUGCCUCUCCCUCUACUCGAGACCGAUCGAUACAUACCCCUGCUGAAACAUUUCGGUCGACCUCGACCGUACAACGAUCCGGGGGGUUCGAGCUCCCUCCGCUCACAGAAGAUGAGUUCCAGCGCACGGGAUCCUUCAACAACAACAACAGCGACCUCGUCGAUUUAGACCCUCAAGGCGAAGGCAAAGGAAAAGGAAAAGAAACAACCGGAGACCUAUACCAAAAAGAACCCAGCAAUCUCACCUCCUCGCAGGACCAGCGAUCCCUUCUCCCCUCAGAACCCUCCCUCGUCCCCUCCGACGGCUCCGCCGUCCUAUCCCUCCUUUCCGACCGAACAUUCGACCCCGAAUUCCCGCCCUCCGCCCACGAACCCCCCGAAAUCAUGCUCGACUCCUUCCGCCGCCUGAUCCCACCUGAACAAACCCAAAACCAAACUUCCCCCCCCCACAAACUGACCUCCCUCAGCCUGGUCCCAGAUAUCGGUACCUUCCUCGACACAGUCCCGUCAGGAGCCGUGACAAAUUCCGACGUAGCCAGCCUGCGAGAUGCCGUGCUGACCGGGUUACCCGGCGGAGCGGAUUGGGUGGCGGUCGAGGAACGAUACCAUGAUGAGGUCUGGGGCUACCUGCGCCCUACGCUGGAGGCGGCCGCUAAGGAGAUGGAAUCCAAUAGGGACUCCCGGGGAGAGGAGGAGGGGCCUGCUGUGCGACGCUUGAAGAUGAUCUUAAAGCACAUGCAGCAUUGA